Messenger RNA from Cataglyphis hispanica, 864 nucleotides. RefSeq names its product U6 snRNA-associated Sm-like protein LSm4. Gene Ontology annotation, cellular component: P-body; U6 snRNP; spliceosomal tri-snRNP complex. The transcript is spliced from 5 exons. Gene Ontology annotation, biological process: nuclear-transcribed mRNA catabolic process; P-body assembly; spliceosomal snRNP assembly. The record is from RefSeq and is a predicted model, not a curated record. Lineage: Eukaryota; Metazoa; Arthropoda; Insecta; Hymenoptera; Formicidae. Gene Ontology annotation, molecular function: U6 snRNA binding. Bases 130 to 549 code for a protein of 139 amino acids.
AAGUAGGAACAAGUUCAUGCCUCUCUAAGUAUCUAGUUUGUGCUCUUUUCAAAUUGAUGCAUAACCUUUAUCGAAGUGUUUAUCUGUAUACAAGAGUGCAUUUAGUUAUAUAUAAUUUUCAUAAAUACAAUGUUACCUUUAACUUUAUUGAAGACGGCGCAAAAUCAUCCCAUGCUGGUAGAGCUGAAAAAUGGAGAAACGUACAAUGGUCAUUUAGUUAGUUGCGACAACUGGAUGAAUAUAAAUCUCAGAGAAGUCAUAUGUACAUCAAGGGAUGGUGACAAGUUUUGGAGGAUGCCUGAAUGCUAUAUAAGAGGCAGCACGAUAAAAUAUUUGAGAAUUCCUGAUGAAGUAAUUGAUAUGGUAAAGGAAGAUAUACAAAUGAAAUCAAGGGGGCGUGGUGAAAUGAAAGGUCGGGGCCAAACUCAAAGAGGACGUGGCAGUGGAAGAGGUACCUUUGGUAGAGGAGGAAGAGGUCCAGCGCCAUUAAGUCGUGGAGGUGGCACACAAGUUGGGAAUAAAUCACAAAAUAAGCCAAGACCUAAAUGAAACUAAAUAUAUUAUCUAUAUUCUAUUGCGAUUGAAUCUACUAUGAAUACUUCGAUGUCGUUGAUACUUUUUACAAAAGUUUCUUGUAAUCUAAUGUUUUUAUAAUUUUGUCUUAUAUAAUUUCGUAUGUACAAACUUGGUACAACAAAUGGAUUUAUGUAAUGAAAUUAUAAAAAAUCAGUACAUGAUGUAUUCAUAGUAAUAAUAUUGAUCUUAAUCUUAUAUUUGUAUGCUAAAAUGAGCUGUAAAUUAGAUUUAUUUAUAUAUUGCAUAUAUAAAGAGUCACAAUAUCAAACUUCAUGUGUCACUUGUGUC